This is a messenger RNA of Glycine soja, 1283 nucleotides long. RefSeq names its product protein PLANT CADMIUM RESISTANCE 3-like. Bases 103 to 684 code for a protein of 193 amino acids. NCBI's taxonomy places the organism in Eukaryota, Viridiplantae, Streptophyta, Magnoliopsida, Fabales, Fabaceae. The transcript is spliced from 4 exons. The record is from RefSeq and is a predicted model, not a curated record.
UAUACACUAAGAUAGGCAGAAAACUUUGGCAUGGUUAAAGGGUCAUUACUCAUUACAGUAACAGUAAUUUAAUUCGAGCUAAUUUGCUAAAGUACCAGCAAAAUGUAUCCUGCAGUAGAUGAACAUGAAGAGGUAUACGCAGCUCAUCAUAGACAUCCAGGUUAUGUUCUACCAGUUGUGGUGCCUCCAAAUUAUGGCACUCCACAAAUUCCAUCCUAUGCUCCUCCAUACAUCAGCACCAGUGUUAGUGUAAGGGGCCCUGUGAUCAGGACAAAUCGAUGGUCAACCAAUUUGUGCCAUUGUACUGAGGAUCCUGGAAACUGUUUGGUCACUUGCUUCUGCCCCUGUGUUACAUUUGGAUUGAUAGCAGAGAUAGUAGAUAAAGGCAAUACAACUUGCACUUAUGCUGGGGCUAUUUAUGGGACGCUACUGGCUCUUAGCGGGCUUUCAUGCUUGUAUUCUUGCUAUUAUAGGUCCAAACUGAGGGCACAAUAUGACUUACCAGAGGCUCCAUGUAUGGAUUGUUUAGUUCAUUUCUGCUGUGAAACAUGUGCUCUAUGUCAGGAGUAUAGAGAGCUUAAAAACCGUGGAUUUGACUUGAGCAUAGGGUGGGAAGCCAACAUGGAAAGACAAAGACAAGGAGCUAUAGUAUCACCAGUAAUGUCACAAUCUAUGACAAGAUGAAAAGUGAAACCUCUUUAGGAUCCUUUUGGUCACUACCUUGAGAUGGAGCUGUUGGUUAAUUGGUGCUGUUAAUUUCAACUCCUUGUGGUGUAUAUAAUCUGUUUGAUGCUUGGUUUGAGUUUUUUUUAUCAGGAUUUGGUUUGAGUGUUUUUAUUAUUCAAGAGAAAUGCACAUUUGUCUAAAAUUAUCGAAUCCGCAGUUAUCAGGCCUUAUCUUUUACUUGGACAUCCAUUCAAGUUCCAAUCUCAAAUUUCAGUCUUAUAAGUCUGUUCGUAAUCCAGAAAUUAUUUUACCCUCAAAGGUCAAAGAAUUGGGCAUACUCAAUAGGACGAUGUUAAGUUGAAUUGCUAAGAAGAUAUAAAGUUAGUAUGCUGGUUGAGGAAGGCUGAAGGAAGAAUGGAGGGAGAAGAUGUCACAAAUUUAAAUCCCUCAACUAACAUUUAUAACAAAACCAACAAAUUCUUAUUGUUAUCUUUUGUGUGUGUCAUUCUUAUCGGUUUAUAGCCUAUCAUGUGAAGAGUAAAGCUCUCUCACCAUCUAUUUUUCGGUUCACUGAACUCUAACUCAACACUCUUCUAUAGAGGAACUAAACUUUAUCA